AUGAAGCGCAACACAGAUACAAGGGCCUCCCUCGAUGGCAAUGCCAUGCCCCAAUCCAAGAAGCGGGCCCUCUCCAGCGAGGAGGCUGCUGCCUGCUUCCGCGAAGGCCUCUUAGAAACUGCGGAGCAGCAGAAGUACACCAGCGAAUACGCCAAGUCUUCUCCCUACCUUCAUGGCGUCAUUCACCCUCUAAUCGAGCCCUCUCUCCUCCGCUCGGUCCGCGAUGAGAUUGAAACCCAAGUCUCCUUCACCGAGAAGGAAACAGACAUCUACAAGAUCUUCCAGUCUGGCGAUCUCGCCAACCUCGAUGGACUGGAUGACUCCUCUCUCUCCAAACUGCCGUCACUACUAAAGCUACGCGACGCAAUGUACUCAGCACGGUUCCGCGAGUACUUGUCAUCCGUGACUGGCUCCGGCAAAUUGAGCGGGCAAAAGACUGACAUGGCCAUCAAUGUCUACACUGAGGGUUGCCACCUUCUGUGCCACGACGAUGUCAUCGGCAGCCGCCGCCUCAGCUACAUCCUCUACUUGACUGACCCCGACACACCCUGGAAACCUGAGUGGGGCGGUGCCUUGCGCCUAUUCCCAACAACCACCAAGAAGGAUUCUAAUGGCGAGGAUGUCAAGAUCCCCAGCCCAGACUACAGCCUCUCCAUCCCUCCCGCCUUCAACCAGCUGAGCUUCUUCACCGUUCAACCGGGCGAGAGCUUCCACGAUGUCGAGGAAGUAUACCACCCACGCGACGACGAGGACAAGACACAGAAGCGCGUGCGCAUGGCUAUCAGCGGCUGGUUCCACAUCCCUCAAGAAGGAGAAGACGGCUACGAGGAAGGACUGGAAGAGAAGCUCGCGGAGCGCAGCAGUCUCGCGCAGCUGCAGGGCCGAGGCGAUAUCUACGACCUGCCGCAACCGCAGGUGGUGUCCUGGGAGGAGCCCGAAGUUGAGGGCAAGGGCAAGGCCAAAGUGGAGGAGCAGACCGAGGGCGAGUUCACAGAGAGCGAUCUUGCCUUCCUGCUUCAGUACAUUGCGCCUUCAUACCUGACCCCCGAUAUCGCCGAGGAGAUGUCGGACGCAUUCUCAGCCGAGUCCUCGCUCAGCCUAGAGCAGUUCCUGAGUGAUAAGUUUGGAUCACGCGUGAGUGCGUACAUCGAGGAACAAGAGCGACAGCCCCUUCCUGCUUCUGCGGAUGAGAUCCAGGCGCAGCGUGGGUGGACUGUUGCUCGUCCUCCUCACAAGCACCGAUAUCUGUACCAGCAUGCUUAUAACGACGAGGAUUCCGAUGAGCCGAUGAACCCGAUUCAGGAGCUGUUGAACGUGUUGUUCCCGUCGCAGGCUUUCCGGAAGUGGCUUGCGCUUGUUACUGGUGUGGACCACCUCACAAGCCACAAUUUGCUUGCGAGACGGUUCCGUCGUGGUGCGGACUAUACUCUUGCUAGUGCGUACGCGGGCGCGGAGCCUCGACUUGAGUUCACCCUCUGUCUUACCCCGAGCCCGGGUUGGGAGAAGCAAGAAGAGGAAGAUGAGGAUGAGGAUGAAGAAGCCAAUGGCUCAUCUGCCGAGGCAGCCAAGCCGAAGGAGAAAAGUGACGAGGCUGUGGAAGGUCCUGCUCUGGGCGGAUACGAGAUUUACAUGGCUGGUGAUGAUGAUGAGGAUGAGGAAGAGGAGGAUCCCACGAACGCUAGCCAAGUCCUGGGUCGGAAGGCCAAGGCCGAUCCGGCUAUCUACCGGUCUGCGGGUGCUGAUGAGGAUGAUGGUAUAUUGUUCAGCACGCAGGCUGGUUGGAACCGGCUCAGCAUUGUGCUCCGGGAUAGCGGCACUCUCAAGUUCGUCAAGUAUGUCAGUGCUGCGGCCAAGGGUGAUCGGUGGGAUAUCACUGGUGAGAUUGGCGUUGAGUUUGACGAGGAUGAUGAAGAAGAAGAAGAAGAAGGAGAAGGAGAGGAAGGUUUCAACUCAGGUGAGAAAGAGGACGAUGAUUCCCAGGACGGGGGGGAACAGGCAGGGGAAUAG
Messenger RNA from Penicillium griseofulvum, 2007 nucleotides. RefSeq names its product oxidative DNA demethylase. The record is from RefSeq and is a predicted model, not a curated record. The coding region runs from base 1 to 2007 and encodes 668 amino acids. The transcript is spliced from 2 exons. Gene Ontology annotation, cellular component: cytoplasm. Gene Ontology annotation, molecular function: L-ascorbic acid binding; iron ion binding; peptidyl-proline dioxygenase activity. Gene Ontology annotation, biological process: peptidyl-proline hydroxylation; regulation of translational termination. NCBI's taxonomy places the organism in Eukaryota, Fungi, Ascomycota, Eurotiomycetes, Eurotiales, Aspergillaceae.